This is a messenger RNA of Prunus armeniaca (apricot), 471 nucleotides long. Lineage: Eukaryota; Viridiplantae; Streptophyta; Magnoliopsida; Rosales; Rosaceae. The record is from the annotation of a GenBank genome assembly.
AUGGCGGAUCGUCCUCAGCCACACCAGCUCCAAGUUCGUCCCCAGCAUGGCCUUGGGGCCAAGACCCAAUACCAAGGCCCGUCAACUGGCCAGGUCCUCGCAGUCAUAACUGGCCUUCCUGUUGGCGGAACCCUGCUAGCCCUAGCUGGUCUCACACUCAUGGGCACCAUCAUUGGGGCUCUGUUGGCCACCCCACUCUUCAUCAUCUUCAGCCCGGUUCUUGUCCCGGCUCUCUUUGUCAUUGGCCUGGCCGUUACCGGAUUUCUAACUUCGGGCGCUUUUGGACUGACUGCACUCUCGUCUCUGUCUUGGGUCACCAACUACCUCCGGAGGGCCGCGGGGUUGGUGCCGGAGCAGCUGGACCAGAUGAAGAGGCGCACAGCGGAUAUGGCGGAGUUUGUGGGACAGAAGACCAAGGAGGGCAGCCAAGACAUCCAGAGUAAGGCCCAAGACGAAAAGAGGAGGACAUGA